Molecule: messenger RNA, 1357 nt
Organism: Oryza sativa Japonica Group (Japanese rice)
Lineage: Eukaryota; Viridiplantae; Streptophyta; Magnoliopsida; Poales; Poaceae
Source: RefSeq, a predicted model, not a curated record
CCCCUCUCCCCAACUUUUAUAUAAACCAAUAGCAGGGUCACCAAGGAGCCAACUUGUUGCAAUCUAGAGAGCUUCAUCUUUCAGUUCAGACACCAAGAACAAGAAGCAACUCCACCACCAUAUAGGUAUCUCUAGCUCUAGCUAGGUAGUAGCAUCUAGGACACCAAGGGCAUUGGCAAUGGCAGGCUUCUCACACCUCCCACAGCAGAUGGAGCAUGGCCUCAUCACCAACAAUGGCUUCCUCUUCUGCCAUGGCAGCCAUGGAGGAGCAGCAACCACCACAGCUCCAGCCAUCCCUGAAGAUGCCUCAAUGGAGACCUCAUCUGUGGUUCUUGACACCUCUCCACAGGACAAGAAGAGGAAGCCCAGGGAAGAAGACACUGCCAGCCUCAACUCUGCUCACUCCAAGGAGGCAAAGGAGAAUGGCAGGAAGAGGGGAGGGAAGAAACACAGCAGGGAUCAGAUGGAGGAGGAGGCACCUCAGGGGUUCAUCCAUGUCAGGGCAAGGAGAGGGCAAGCAACAGAUAGCCACAGCCUUGCAGAGAGGGUGAGGAGAGAAAGGAUCAGUGAGAGGAUGAGGAUGCUGCAGGCUCUGGUCCCUGGUUGUGACAAGGUCACUGGAAAGGCUCUCAUUUUGGAUGAGAUCAUCAACUAUGUGCAGUCCUUACAGAACCAAGUUGAGUUCCUUUCCAUGAGGAUUGCAUCUCUGAGCCCUGUGCUGUAUGGGUUUGGCAUAGACAGUGAUGCUUUCAGUGACCACUCUCAGAAGAUGGAAGGAAUGUUCCAUGAGGCAGUUGCAAUACCAGCUUCUGUCCUGAACAGAGGUAGUAGCCCAGCUCAAUCUCAUGCCAUCAUGGACACAUCAAACACCUCUCCUACACCCUACACACUUCAAGUCCAGGGAGGCAGCAACAACAACUCUCUCUCCCAGGACAAUGGCAGCUACAUCAUGCAAACAGUAGGGGAGCCAAGGCAAGAACUGUUCAAUCAAGUGGUGCUCAAUAAUUACAUGUGCUCUUUCCAGUAGGGAGGAGAGGGUGAGAGACAAAAGGCUAGGAGAAGGGACCCUACAUUGACAAUAGCAGGAGGGAAUAAUAAUAUGAUUCGAUGGUUUGUGGAAGCACCAGAUGAGUUUGAGAUGUUGGAUCGAGUCCAUCCCCUUGUCUGGUGGCAUGCAUGCAGUAAUUAAAGAGUUGUACUAGAGCUAGGAUCAAUUUAAUUAGAAGUAGUAGUCUCUUCUUUGUCAUUGCCAUUGUACUCUACUUAGACAAAAACAAGCGACCAUUUGUUCAUAUGAAAGGGUCACUGAAUUUGCUGCUGUCUCAAGGGCGAUGCAACAAUCUCUGAAUCUUUGCAA